Impatiens glandulifera is the source of this 2763-nucleotide messenger RNA. Its product is annotated as kinesin-like protein KIN-14N. The transcript is spliced from 15 exons. The record is from RefSeq and is a predicted model, not a curated record. Lineage: Eukaryota; Viridiplantae; Streptophyta; Magnoliopsida; Ericales; Balsaminaceae. Bases 178 to 2577 code for a protein of 799 amino acids. Gene Ontology annotation, biological process: microtubule-based movement. Gene Ontology annotation, molecular function: microtubule binding; ATP binding; microtubule motor activity.
UUUCUCUCUCUGUUUGUUUGGGGUUUAAAGAAUUGAUGAUGUCGCUGUUAGACCUUUUACUAGUAUACUUGCUAGCUGCAAAUUCAAGCAAUCAUGGAAAUUUGGAAGCUUUGGGUAUAAUCCAAAGUCCCUUUAUAUAAAACUAUAACAAAUUUCAUUUCUCUCUCCAAACUCCCAAUGGCCGGCAAGAACCAAAACAAGCCUCCAUUUGGAACCGUUUCUCGUCCUUCAACCCCUUCCAUCAUCAAAGGUUCACUGGAUGAUGUUUCGAUUGAUACACGUAGAAGAACCAUGAUUCCCAAAAUGGGAAGUGUUAUGAAAGCUCGUCCGGCGCUCUCCAUUGUCAACGGCGGUGGUCGUGAUCUCGCUCCGGCCACUGGACCAGCAACCAGUUCUGGCUCCGAUGGAAAUAGUAGCAUCGAGUUUACUAUGGAAAAAGUGGAUGAAUUGUUAAAUGAGAAGAAUAAAUCAAAGAACAGAUUCAAUUACAAGGAGAAAUGCGAUGAAAUGCAGACAUAUAUAAAAAGACUGAAGCUUUGUAUCAGAUGGUUCCAAGAACUUGAAGAGAAUCGCGCUGUUGAGCAACAGAAUCUGAGAGCUUCAUUAGAAAUGGCCGAGAAUCGAAGCGAUUACAUCGAGAUGGAGAUGAAUGCAAAUGAAGAGAAGAUGAAUUUGAUCAUUCUGGACUUAACCAACAAUUAUACAUCACUCCAAGAAAGAUUUACACUAGAAGAAUCAGAUAAAUUGGCUCUAAUGGAAGCUCUUGCAAAAGAGAAAGAAACCAGAAUUGCUGCAGAGAAACUGCAAAUCUCCCUAUCAGAAGAUCUUCAGAAUUGUCGAAGGGAGGCUUCCAGCGCCACUCAGACUAUAUUAUCCAUCAACGAUAUGAACAAACAGUUGCAAGAAUACACCACAAGCUUGCAGCAGUACAACUGCAAGCUGCAGUCAGACAUUGCUGUAAAGGACGAAAACUUUAAUCGUUCUGAGAAAGAAAGAGCUGUUGUUGUGGAGUGUCUCGGUACUUUAAGGGUCAACCAUGCUUCAUUGCAGGAUCAGUUUGCUUCACUCAAAGCAAGUAAUGAUGAUACAAUGAAGCAGAAAGAAGCUUUAGAUAAUGAAGUAGGAUGCAUUAGAAAUGAAUUACAGCGAGUUAGAGAUGAACGAGACCUUCAAGUUCUAGAGAUAAAGUCUUUAAGGACAGAGGUGGUUAAAUAUAAACAAGAUACUGCAGAUUUGGACCGGCUAACUCUGAAAUCAGAAGAAUUGGAGACCACAUGUGCGUCUCAGAGCGAGCAGAUAGGAAUAUUGCAAGGGCAGCUGGUUCAAGCCGAGAACAAAUUGCAGAUGGCUGAUUUAUCUGCAAACAGAAAAAUGACCGAAUAUGAGGAUCAGGAAAAGGUUAUUCACGACUUACAAUGUCGUCUAACAGAUGCAGAGUUGAAAUUGGAGGUGGGAGAGAAACUACGUAAAGAUUUGCAUAAUACAAUUAUGGAGUUGAAAGGAAAUAUACGUGUUUUCUGUAGGGUGAGACCUUUACUACCUGAGGAAGGUAAUUUUGAGGAAGCUAAGGUUAUUUCUUAUCCUGUAGCAGCUGAAUCUCUUGGUAGAGGCAUUCAUGUAACACAUAACGGUAAAAAAGAUUCAUUCACGUUCGAUAGAGUAUUCACACCUGAGGGCUCUCAAGAAGAUGUUUUUGUUGAGAUCGAGCAGCUUGUGCAAAGUGCCCUCGACGGUUAUAGGGUUUGCAUUUUUGCUUAUGGGCAAACGGGCUCUGGUAAAACCUACACAAUGAUGGGUAGACUUGGGAAACCGGACCAGAAGGGGAUGAUACCGCGGUCGUUGGAACAGAUAUUCAAGAAAUGUCAAGAAGCGCAAGAUUGGAGAUAUGAGAUGAAGGUUUAUGUAUUGGAGAUAUAUAACGAGACAAUUCGCGAUUUACUGUCAUCGUCAUGCCCAGAUAUGGGAAGAAUAACUGAAAAUGGGAAGCAGCAAUACACAAUUAAACAUGACCAAAACGGAAACACAUGGGUGCCUAGUUUGACAGUUAAACAUGUUGAGAGUAUUGAGCAGGUUUAUGAACUUCUCAAUCAGGCUGAGAAAAACAGAUCAGUAGGCAAGACACAAAUGAACGAGGAGUCUUCUCGAAGUCAUUUUGUAUUCACACUCCACAUAUCUGGAAUUAAUGUGAGAACGGGACAACAAGUGGAAGGAAUCCUUAAUCUAAUAGAUCUUGCUGGUAGUGAACGGCUCUCCAAGAGUGGAUCAACCGGAGACAGACUCAAAGAAACACAGGCUAUUAACACGAGUUUAUCAGCACUAACAGAUGUAAUAUAUGCACUGGCUAACAAACAAGAACAUGUACCGUUUAGGAACUCCAAGCUUACUUAUCUUCUCAAGCCUUGCUUGGAAGGAGAUUCAAAGGUGCUAAUGUUUGUCAAUAUCUCACCUGAUCCAUCCUCUGCCAGCGAAUCGCUUAACUCAGUUAAGUUUGCUGCCAGAGUUAACGCCUGUGAGAUCGGAACCCCUCGUCGCCAACCCACUUUCCGAUCUGCAAGUUGUCGCUUGAGCUACGGUUGAGAUUCCCAAGUUUUCAAGGGAAGAGAUCAUUUUUCAGAAAUCUUGAAAUUUGUAUAGACUAUUGAAGGAUUUAUCUUAUUCUUCUUCUAGUUAAAUCUUUAACAUUUCUCAGAUUUCUAUAUUCUCAGUGGAGAAUGGGAUUGUAUUAUAAUACAGAAUAGGAAAGUAAAAUGAGAUUCUUCUGUU